AUGGGCUUAUGUCAUACCGAGGAAGACAUAAACAGUAUCCAACGAAGUACCGAUAUCGAUAAACAGUUAGAACGCGAUCGGGGCCGACGUGAAAAAGAAUACAAGAUUUUGCUUCUCGGGAGCGGAGAAUCGGGAAAAUCAACCAUCCUAAAACAAAUGAAGAUUAUUAACCAAAACGGAUAUACAAAGCAAGAGCUAUUUACAUGGCGAGUCAUUGUUUAUCGUAAUAUUGUCGAGUCAGCACAAGCAUUGAUGCAAGCCAUUAUUGAUUUUGGACUUGUUUUUGAGAUACCGGAUAAUGGGGAGCAUGCCCGACGGAUACUUGAGUUCCAAGUGCCUGGCGAUCCCAAAUUCGAACUGGACACCGAUCUAGUGGACGCCAUAGAGUCCAUAUGGAAAGACGCUACGGUGUCCUUGUGUGUUGAGGAAAGGAGACACGAGUUUUAUUUGAUGGAUUCGGCACCCUACUUUUUCACAGAAAUAAGGCGCAUAGGCGAUCCAAACUAUAUCCCGACAGAGCAAGAUGUCUUACGCGCAAGACUAAAAUCAACGGGUAUCACGGAGAUUCGGUUCCAAUUGGGAGGUCUUUCUAUUCAUAUGUUUGAUGUCGGAGGCCAACGAUCAGAAAGGAGAAAAUGGAUACAUUGUUUCGACUCCGUUGCAUCCAUUAUUUUCUGUGUAGCCCUGAGCGAGUAUGAUCAAGUGCUAUUAGAAGAAUCACGACAAAACCGAAUGCUUGAAAGCUUAUCCUUGUUUGAAUCGAUCGUCAACAGCCGAUGGUUUAUUCAUACGUCCAUCAUGCUAUUUCUGAAUAAGGUUGACUUGUUUAAGAAUAAGGUCAUGCGUGUACCAUUGAACAAAUACUUCCCAGACUAUGGAGGAGGCAGAGACGCAAACAAGGCGGCAAAAUAUAUCUUGUGGCGAUUUCUACAAACAAACAGAGCAAAACUUAAUUUAUACCCGCAUCUGACACAAGCAACUAAUACUUCAAACAUACGCUUUGUUUUUGCCGCCGUUAAGGAGACGUUGCUGCAGAAUGCCCUGCGAGAUUCUGGCAUGUUGUGA
Messenger RNA from Zychaea mexicana, 1065 nucleotides. Its product is annotated as G protein alpha subunit. Gene Ontology annotation, cellular component: heterotrimeric G-protein complex. Bases 1 to 1065 code for a protein of 354 amino acids. Gene Ontology annotation, biological process: adenylate cyclase-activating G protein-coupled receptor signaling pathway. The record is from RefSeq and is a predicted model, not a curated record. NCBI's taxonomy places the organism in Eukaryota, Fungi, Mucoromycota, Mucoromycetes, Mucorales, Lichtheimiaceae. The transcript has 9 exons. Gene Ontology annotation, molecular function: GTPase activity; G-protein beta/gamma-subunit complex binding; GTP binding.